Messenger RNA from Acyrthosiphon pisum (pea aphid), 1935 nucleotides. Its product is annotated as zinc finger MYM-type protein 1-like. NCBI's taxonomy places the organism in Eukaryota, Metazoa, Arthropoda, Insecta, Hemiptera, Aphididae. The record is from RefSeq and is a predicted model, not a curated record. The coding region runs from base 1 to 1935 and encodes 644 amino acids. Gene Ontology annotation, molecular function: protein dimerization activity. The transcript has 4 exons.
AUGUCCCAAUGGUUAAAAACUUGGCUUAAACGUUCAGAUCAACCAAGUGUACUUAUUCCUAAUAAUAAUGAAGAUGAACCAGAUGAUCCAGAUGAUCCAGAUAAUGAUGUUACGAGCAACAAUGGUGACAUUGAGUUUGAACUUGCUGAUAAAGACAGUCAACCACAUCAACCUUUACUUGUGUCAUUUCCAAAAAAACUAUUUGGUAAGCAAAACCGUUCAUUUUCAUCUAAAUACUACAAAGAUUAUACAUGGAUAGAAUACAGCCAAAACAAAGAUUUAGUCUUCUGUUUUUAUUGUCGUAACUUUGGUACUAGCUCAAAUUCUGAAGAAGUUUUCACUAAAAGUGGUUUUAAAGAUUGGAAAAAAAUUUCAGAAAAAUUAAAUAAGCAUAGCAAGAGUUCAUAUCAUCUUUUUAGUUUGGCAAAAUACAAAGAUUAUCAGAAUACUAAAAAAACUGGUAAUGUACAUGUACAAAUGUCUAAUGCUUACAAAGAAGAAGUCGAAAAGAAUCGUAAAUACAUGCUUAUGAUAAUUGAUGCAGUCUUAUUUUUAGCACAUCAGGGCUUAAGCUUCAGAGGUCAUACUGAAAACAAAGAAUCCCUUAAUCAAGGUAAUUUCAAAGAAAUAUGUGGUAUGUUAGCAACUUAUAAUCCAUCAUUUGCUAGUAAAAUGGAAACAUCAUAUUUUAAUUACACAUGUCCUUUAGUUCAAAAUGAUUUAAUAAGUAUAACAGCUGGUUUGGUGAGGUCACAAAUAGUACAAGAAAUAACAGAAUGUGGAAUGUAUGCUUUAAUGUGCGAUGAAGCCAGGUCAUUCAAAGAAGAACAACUUACUAUCUGUGUAAGAUACACAAAACAUAUGGUGGUUCAAGAACGGUUUUUGUCUUUUGUUUUAUGCUCUACAUCAAGAUCUGCAGCUGGUAUUUCAAAUACCAUACUUGAAAGUUUAAAAACUCUAAAUAUUGAUCAAGUGCCUAUGAUAGGUCAAUCGUACGAUGGCGCUAGUGUAAUGGCAGGCCAUAUAAACGGAGUUCAAAAAAAAAUUAGAGAAUUUCAUCCAGAAGCAAUUUUUUUCUAUUGUGUUGCACAUAAACUAAAUUUAGUUAUAGUAGGAAUGUGUAAACAUGUAAAAAGCUCAGUUUUAUUUUUUAAUACACUAGAGUCCUUGUAUAUUCAUUUUUCUAGACCAUCUUCUCAUCACAAACUAAUAAAUAUACAAAAACAAUUAGGCAUUAAACCAAGAGAAAUUAUGCAGAUAAGUGAUACAAGGUGGGCAUGUCGUUUUGAAAAUUGUGAUAUGAUACUCCAUCCAAUUCAAAAAAACAAGAGGAAAGUUUUUGAAAAUUCUUUACUUAAGGAUAGUAUUGUUACAUCUACAGUAGGAACAGAUAAUUUUGAAGAACAAAGUAAAACACCAGAAGCGCAUUGGAGAAGUCACUCAUAUUAUGAGAUUCUAGAUAGCAUAAUUCAAGGAUUGAACAGCAGAUUUUCAAGUGAAAGUUUAUCUAUUGCGAAUGCUCUUGAUACUUUCUUAAAACUAAAUACUAAUGACUCUGACCCUUUUAUUAACCACUAUCAGAAGUUACUUAAAAUUGAUUCUGAUCUACUAAAAGCAGAAAUGAUAGUAGCAAAAAAUUGCAUACUAAAAGAAGAAUGGGAUUUUGAUGAACUAAUAAACAUUGCUAAUAAAUCAGUACUACCAAAUUUAAGAAAAAUGUUAAAAGUAGCAUUAAUAUUACCGGUUAUUACAGCUACUUGUGAGCGUUCCUUUUCUGCUAUGAGGAGAAUUAAAACCUGGCUGAGAUCUAGAAUGGAACAAAAUCGUUUUGAUAAUUUGGCAAUACUAAACAUUGCAAAAGAUUUACUGAAGAACUUAAACAAAGAAAAAAUUCUUGAUGAGUUUGCCAAAAAGCCAAGAAAAUUAAAAUUGUAA